AUGGGAGGGUGCCACGCGAAGCCGCUCACCCACGACGCGGACGGCUCGCCGCCGCACGCGGCGCCGGCGAUCCCGCCCCCGGGCAACGCCAUGCCCGCCACCCCCGGGAAGAAGCACUGGGCGGUGUCCCCGUUCUUCCCGUUCUCCACGCCGAGCCCGAGCCCCGCGCACCACCUCUUCGGCGGCUCCGCGGCGUCGCCGCGCAAGUCCCCCGCUCCCGCGGGCUCCGCGCCCACCACCCCGGCCAGGCGGCUCCUGAGGCUGCCCUUCCCGCCACCGUCGCCCGCCAAGCACAUCCGGGCGGCGCUCGCGAGGCGGCACGGCCCGUCGCGGCCGUCCAUCCCCGAAGAGGGCGGCGGCGAGGGGGAGGGCGGAGGUGGAGGCAGGGGCCUCGACAAGGGGUUUAGGUUCAACAAGGGGUUCGCGGCCAAGUAUGACUUGGGGGAUGAGGUCGGACGGGGACACUUUGGCUACACCUGCGCCGCCACGGUUAAGAAGGGCGCGCGCAAAGGGGACUCCGUCGCCGUCAAGGUCAUCCCCAAAGCAAAGAUGACUACAUCCAUUGCUAUAGAGGAUGUCCGAAGGGAGGUUAAAAUCUUGAAAGCUUUGGCAGGAAACAAAAACCUAGUCCAAUUUUAUGAUGCCUACGAGGACAACGACAACGUAUAUAUAGUAAUGGAGUUGUGUGAAGGUGGAGAGCUACUUGACAGAAUACUUUCCAGAGGAGGGAAGUACUCUGAGGAUGAUGCAAAAGCUGUCCUGGUGCAAAUAUUAAAUGUCGUCGCUUUUUGCCACAUCCAAGGAGUGGUUCAUCGAGAUCUCAAACCAGAGAAUUUUCUUUUCACAUCAAAAGAUGAGAAUUCCCAUCUUAAGGCCAUUGACUUUGGCUUAUCAGACUUUGUAAAACCAGAUGAGAGGCUGAAUGACAUUGUUGGAAGUGCUUAUUAUGUUGCUCCAGAAGUUCUGCAUAGAUGCUAUAGCACAGAAGCUGAUGUCUGGAGUAUAGGUGUAAUUGCAUAUAUCCUUCUUUGUGGCAGUCGUCCAUUUUGGGCACGCACUGAAUCUGGCAUAUUCCGUUCGGUUCUCAAAGCUGACCCCAGCUACAAUGAGGCACCAUGGCCUUCUCUGACUCCAGAAGCAAUGGAUUUUGUUAAGCGAUUGCUGUGCAAGGAUCCACGUCGAAGGAUGACUGCAGCUCAGGCUUUAAGUCAUCCGUGGAUCAGAAAUUAUAAUGACAUUAAGCUGCCAUUGGACAUCCUUAUAUUCCGACUUAUCAAAGCUUAUAUUCGUUCCUCAUCUUUACGGAAAGCCGCUCUGAGGGCUCUAUCAAAGACCUUAACAGUUGACGAGCUUUUCUAUCUGAAAGCACAGUUUUCUUUAUUGGAACCAGACAGAAAUGGAUGCAUCACUCUUGACAAUAUCAGAAUGGCCCUAACGAGAGAAGCUACUGAUGCAAUGAAGGAAUCCCGAGUUCAAGAGAUUCUUGUUUCGUUGAGCGCCCUUCAGUACAGAAGAAUGGACUUCCAAGAGUUCUGUGCAGCAGCAGUUAGUGUGCAUCAGCUUGAAGCAUUGGAUAGAUGGGAGCAACAUGCGCGAUCUGCUUAUGAACAUUUUGAGAAGGAAGGCAACCGAGCUAUUGUAAUAGAUGAAUUAGCUUCUGAAUUGGGCCUCAGCCCUUCAGUGCCACUGCAUGUCGUUCUACAAGAUUGGAUCAGGCAUACGGAUGGGAAAUUGAGCUUUCUCGGAUUUGUCAAGUUGUUGCAUGGCAUGUCCAGCAGGUCCCUGUCAAAGAUGAGAUAG
Molecule: messenger RNA, 1800 nt
Organism: Miscanthus lutarioriparius
Lineage: Eukaryota; Viridiplantae; Streptophyta; Magnoliopsida; Poales; Poaceae
Source: the annotation of a GenBank genome assembly